AAAUCAGGGAAAUGGGGACAGUAAAGCAAACACUAACGCAGGAAACACAAUGGGCGAGGUUACGCCUUUAAUAUACGCCGCAUCAACAAUAAGAAUUACCCGAUUACAAUGAGGCCUUGGCUUGUAUAGCAGCCGAAUACUUGUCUCUCCUGUCAAACUGCAGAGGCGGGGCCAAGAGAAGGAACUUUGCUUCUCAUCCGUACGUAGUGUUGGUCGGGUUCUGUGUUUAACGCCGGUUACAAAAAACAUAGCGCAUAGAGGUUUGCGAGUUAUAAGUGCUCUUGGCAGGUGGUACUUUUAAACCUUAUAUCUAUCAUUUUCUGUGAAAGAAUGUUCCCUAAGACUUCCAGAGUGCAUGAAUGGAAAGAGGUGCCCAGUAAACAUACUCUUCUCAAAGACACAGUAAGAAAUGUUCCAAGCAUUCAUGAUGAAGUGCAGGAUUUCACAAAUGGCAGCUGCCUCAGGAACACAAACAUACGUUUGGAGUCUGACUUUUACAAUCAAGCAUGCCCCAAUUUGGCAAAGGCUUUAUUAGGACAGAUUUUGGUCCGAAAACAUCUAGAUGGAACAGAACUUCGAGGAAGAAUUGUAGAGACUGAAGCUUACUUGGGAGGUAAUGAUAAAGCGUCACACUCGAGAGGAGGAAAAUGCACAGAAAGAAAUGUAGCCAUGUAUAUGAAACCUGGCACUAUAUACGUUUACCAGAUUUAUGGUAUACAUUUCUGUAUGAAUAUUUCUAGCCAAGGGGAUGGAGCUGCAGUUCUCUUACGAUCUCUUGAGCCUUUGGAUGGUCUUCACAUCAUGAGAGAGUUGCGAAGUGUUCGAAGGAAUGAAAACUCAAAACCAAUGAAAGACAAAGAACUUUGUAAUGGACCUUCAAAGCUUUGCCAGGCCAUGGAUAUUGAUAAAAGCUUUGAUAGAAAUGAUCUUACUGUUGACCAAAGUGUGUGGUUAGAGGCAGGAUGCAAAAUACCAGCUGAGGAUAUUGUGUCUUGUGCUCGAAUUGGGAUUGACUCUGCAGGCGAAUGGACACACAAACCUUUUCGAUUUUAUGUUAAAGGAAACAAAUACAUCAGUGUUCAAAACAAAACUGCAGAAGCAUCCAUGGAUAAAAAUGGCACAUUAUCACAGUCUCAUUAGAAGUAACUAAAAAGUGAUAUAGCUUCAAAUUUCGCUAUUUAGAAUUAUGUAUUCAUCAUUCUAUAUUUCUGUGUUUAGCCUUGUAACUGCUUCCUUGAUUGAUAGCAGUUUUGGUGUUUUUGUCUGUCCCUUACUUCAGUGGUAGACAAAUUUUGGUGAGGAUCUAGGAGCCAGCAUGAAGGGUGUGUAUGUUCUUUCCACUCAGAAAACCUUUUCCCCCCUCCGUGUUUGUCCCCUUUAAACAAUAAGCAGAAGUAAAAUACAUUUAAAAUAUACCCUUUACAUAUGCAAAAA
Spea bombifrons (plains spadefoot toad) is the source of this 1434-nucleotide messenger RNA. RefSeq names its product N-methylpurine DNA glycosylase (gene MPG). The transcript has 4 exons. Bases 331 to 1140 code for a protein of 269 amino acids. Gene Ontology annotation, biological process: base-excision repair. NCBI's taxonomy places the organism in Eukaryota, Metazoa, Chordata, Amphibia, Anura, Pelobatidae. Gene Ontology annotation, molecular function: DNA binding; alkylbase DNA N-glycosylase activity. The record is from RefSeq and is a predicted model, not a curated record.